Orbicella faveolata is the source of this 1858-nucleotide messenger RNA. Its product is annotated as outer dynein arm-docking complex subunit 3-like. The record is from RefSeq and is a predicted model, not a curated record. Gene Ontology annotation, biological process: cilium movement; outer dynein arm assembly. Gene Ontology annotation, cellular component: ciliary rootlet; cilium; ciliary basal body. Lineage: Eukaryota; Metazoa; Cnidaria; Anthozoa; Scleractinia; Merulinidae.
AGUUGCUUCACAGAGAAACAAACUGGUGAUAGGUGUGCAUUUCGUUUUGUUGGAAGUGUUUAUAGGUUUGAAGUUCAAUCCAGAGAGCGGAAAAUAUGUCGGAGGGAGCAGUUCCCAUUACAGAAGAGAUCGAAGAGCUCAAAAAGAAGCUUGCCCUUUUAGAUGGGGACAGGAAAGCUUACUACGAAAGUUCUCAAUGGACUAUGAAAAAGAAUAAAGAUACAAUCGUCAAACUGAGGGAGAAAAAUAAACGUCUGCGUUCCGAUUUGGCAAAGAAAAAGGCGGGAGAUGAACAAGUAAUUGAUGAUGCAUUCAAAGAAAGAGAUCCACAAAGACACUGUGCAAUGAGAGGCAUGUCAGGCAAGGCUGCUAUCACUAAACUGGACCAGCAAGUGUGUGAGGCAGUCAAGAGGCUGAAUGCUUUGAAACACCAGAAAAACACUCGUCAGAAGAAACUGGAACUUUUGCAAACAGAGUACAAUCAGUUGAUCACGGAUGCUGAAGAAGUGUCCAACACAGAUGCCGGAGAAUCAGCUGAGGCACAGAAACUACGUGCUUUGGAGAACAGCCUUGACAAAAUGCAGCUGAAGUUAAAUGAGGGGAAGAAAAUCAAGACAAUCUACGAGGGUCUGUUGGAGCAAUUGAAGGAAGAGCGCCGCACUUGGCCUAAUCAGCUCAAUAAUCUUGAGAGAGCUAUUUAUGCUCAAAGGGAAGAACUUAAAGAACUGAAUGCGAUGAACCAUGAUGCUCAGAUUGCUCGUGAAGCUGCAAAGGCAGAACUCUCUAAGCUGGAGCAGUCAGUGUAUGAGAGGAAAAAGGAGAGAGAAAGGGAAUUGGCCCAGUACAAGAAACAAGCUGAAGAGAAGAAAGAUCAUGCCGAGAAAGUUGAAAAACGGCUGCAAAGAAGCUCUCUUCAGCAGGAGGAUCUUACGGUAGAACAGAAAGCAGUACUGUCUGGUGAGGAACAAGAACGUAAGAUUACAACAUACGAGGAAGCCAUGAACAAGAUAAAGGACACUACAGGGGUGUCUGACAUCAAGGAGGUGGUGCAGCGUUUUCUGUCUCAGGGUGAAACACAGAAGCACCUGGAACAGCUCAAGACUAACAAUGAAAAGAUGCUUGUCAGGUUAAAGGAAGAAAAGGAGAAGCUAAGAAUGGAGUAUGAGGAGAUGAAAUAUUCUGGAGAAGCGAAGUUGUCCAGUGGACAGAGAAUGCUGGAGGAAUUUCAGCAACGCCUUGCUGACGAGGAAAAACGAUGUGCCGAUUCACAAGACCGUCAGGACCGAGCUAACAAAACCCUGGUUAACGUUAAAGCUGGAAUUGAGCAUUUGGCUGAUAAACUGCAACACCUUAAAGCGCCCAAAGGUCACGUGCCCCAAGCUCAGUUGUCCCCAACCUCCGACGAGUACAUCCUGGACUUACUUGGUACUUGUGAACAGAAGCUACUCAAGUUAAUGGAUGACUUAGGAGGAAAGGAUAUCAAUGACGUCAUGAAAGAAAUGGAAGACGCUGAGUUCCGUACCACAAUGGAGGGCAAGUUGCCGCAGUUUAACACCCGAGUUAAGCUACCCAUGACUUCUGAUCGCCUGGCUGCGUACGAUGAUGACGAGGAGAGCGGAGAUGAUGAAGAUGUCCUCUCUAGAAACGCCAUAAAGCGCUACUCUCAACAGAUUGUAGAUUCUAAGACUAAAAAGCAUAAAACUCGCAAGGGGAAAAGAAAGACGAAACAAUGAAAACACUCAUUAAAAUAUGUACAUUCAUUCAUGUUUACUGGAUUAUGGUUAAAUUGGUUUGAUUUUCGCUGUUUUAGGGGCUACUUCUUGUAUUAUAACAGUAACAAAGUAAAGCUAUAGUUGUA